AUGACAAGUAUAACAGAUUCUAAAGUUGAAACACCCGUUGCUUCUAACUCGGACGCAGCAGUCGUUGUCGAUGGAGCUCCCGCAAGAAUAAUAAGGAACAAGGCGCUUGUUCUUUCACCAUUUUCACCACGUUUGCCGGUUCCACCGGUCACUGCGCGUCCGCCGUCGGCAAAAUCAGACAUUGUUAUCGCGACUUUAGUUUUAAAGGAUGGUACCAGUUAUCAGGGCUUUUCAUUUGGUGCAGAAAGCAGAUCAGUGGCAGGAGAAUGUGUUUUUCAAACCGGCAUGGUUGGUUAUCCCGAGUCUCUGACCGAUCCCUCGUACCGAGGGCAGAUUCUCGUAUUGACAUUUCCCCUUGUAGGAAAUUACGGCGUUCCUUCAUACGACGACAUGGAACCUCUUCUCAAUGGCAUUCCGAAGUACUUUGAAUCUCGUGAAAUACACAUCGCUGGUUUAGUUAUCGGUCAAUAUUCACAGAAAUUUUCGCAUUAUCUCGCAAACUCCUCCUUAUCCGAUUGGUUAAAGGAGAACGAUAUUCCGGCUAUCUAUGGAAUUGAUACACGUGCACUGACGAAAAAGAUUCGCACUCAAGGUGUACUUCUGGUGAAGAUUUUGUUUCCAAAGAGUGUAGUUGGAAACGCGGCAUUGGGCAUAUCGGAGUCGAAUGAUUUUUUAUCCGCAGAUGGCUCGAAUU
Messenger RNA from Acaulospora colombiana, 694 nucleotides. Lineage: Eukaryota; Fungi; Glomeromycota; Glomeromycetes; Diversisporales; Acaulosporaceae. The record is from the annotation of a GenBank genome assembly.